Toxoplasma gondii ME49 is the source of this 498-nucleotide messenger RNA. RefSeq lists its product as hypothetical. NCBI's taxonomy places the organism in Eukaryota, Apicomplexa, Conoidasida, Eucoccidiorida, Sarcocystidae. The coding region runs from base 1 to 498 and encodes 165 amino acids. The record is from RefSeq and is a predicted model, not a curated record. The transcript has a single exon.
AUGGGUCCUGAAGAAGGCUCUUCGCGAGUCGCGUCUUCCCCGCCAUCUUUCUUCUCUUCUUCGCUUCUUUUUCCUGCUCUUCUCCCGCGGCCUUCGAAGGCGUCCGCGCCGACCUCUUCGUCUCCUCCGGCCCAUCCGUUUGACGCCCUUCGUCCAGCGACUCGAGAAGAUCUCUUUGCGUUUCUUUCUUCUCUCUCUCCAGCUGCAGACGAAAAACACGCUGUCCUCUCGUCUCUCGCUUCAUUCGCCUCUUCGUGCUCGAGCUGUGCAAACCGCUGCAACCAACGCCUCGACGCGUAUCGAAGCUUCCUCUCUUCCCUCGACUCUUCCUCUCCUGUCUCUCCGUCAACUUCUCCCAGGAGUCCUGAAGCGCCUCUAGAGGGCCGCAGGGCAGCGGCGAUUGCGGAGGAAGUCGAGGAGCAAGUGGAUGCGUGGCGACGGAGGUGUUUGACUGCAUGCGCGCGGGAGCUCACUUCUCAACUUCCUUCGUCUCCCUGA